UUUCACUGUGUUUCACGAUGUUUCACUGUGUUUCAAGAUGUUUCACAAUGAUUCACAAUGAUUCACGAUGUUUCACUGUGUUUCAAGAUGUUUCACAAUGAUUCACAAUGAGUCACUGUGUUUCACGAUGUUUCACUGUGUUUCAAGAUGUUUCACAAUGAUUCACAAUGAUUCACGAUGUUUCACUGUGUUUCAAGAUGUUUCACGAUGAUUCACUGUGUUUCAAGAUGUUUUACAAUGAUUCACGAUGAUUCACUGUGUUUCACGAUGUUUCACUGUGUUUCACGAUGUUUCACUGUGUUUCAAGAUGUUUCACUGUGUUUCAAGAUGUUUCACAAUGAUUCACAAUGAUUCACGGUGUUUCACUGUGUUUCACUGUGUUUCACGAUGUUUCACGAUGUUUCACUGUGUUUCAAGAUGUUUCACAAUGAUUCACAAUGAUUCACGAUGUUUCACUGUGUUUCACAAUGUUUCAAGAUGUUUCACAAUGAUUCACAAUGUUUCAAGAUGUUUCACUGUGUUUCAAGAUGUUUCACAAUGAGUCACUGUGUUUCACAAUGUUUCACGAUGUUUCACAAUGAUUCACAAUGAUUCACGAUGUUUCACUGUGUUUCAAGAUGUUUCACAAUGAUUCACUGUGUUUCAAGAUGUUUUACAAUAAUUCACAAUGAUUCAGUGUUUCACGAUGAUUCACUGUUUCAAGAUGUUUCACGAUGUUUCACGAUGAUUCACUGUGUUUCACAAUGAUUCACUGUGUUUCAAGAUGUUUCACGAUGUUUCACUGUGUGUCAAGAUGAUUCACUGUGUUUCACUGUGUUUCACUGUGUUUCACUGUGUUUCAAGAUGUUUCACAAUGAUUCACAAUGAUUCACUGUGUGUCAAGAUGAUUCACAAUGAUUCACUGUGUUUCAAGAUGUUUCACAAUGAUUCACUGUGUGUCAAGAUGAUUCACGAUGAUUCACUGUGUUUCAAGAUGUUUCACAAUGAUUCACUGUGUUUCACAGUGUUUCAAGAUGUUUCACGAUGUUUCACUGUGUGUCAAGAUGUUUCACAAUGAUUCACUGUGUUUCACAAUGUUUCACUGUGUUUCAAGAUGUUUCACAAUGUUUCACUGUGUUUCAAGAUGUUUCACAAUGAUUCACUGUGCUUCAAGAUGUUUCACUGUGUUUCAAGAUGUUUCACAAUGAUUCACUGUGUUUCAAGAUGUUUCACUGUGUUUCACAAUGAUUCACGAUGUUUCACUGUGUUUCACGAUGUUUCACAGUGUUUCAAGAUGUUUCACAAUGAUUCACAAUGAUUCACGAUGUUUCACUGUGUUUCAAGAUGUUUCACAAUGAUUCACAAUGAUUCACGAUGUUUCACUGUGUUUCAAGAUGUUUCACAAUGAUUCACAAUGAGUCACUGUGUUUCAAGAUGUUUCACGAUGUUUCACGAUGUUUCACGAUGUUUCACGAUGUUUCAAGAUGUUUCACAAUGAUUCACAAUGAUUCAAGAUGUUUCACAAUGAUUCACUGUGUUUCACUGUGUUUCAAGAUGUUUCACAAUGAUUCACAAUGAGUCACUGUGUUUCAAGAUGUUUCACGAUGUUUCAAGAUGUUUCACAAUGAUUCACAAUGAUUCAAGAUGUUUCACAAUGAUUCACUGUGUUUCAAGAUGUUUUACAAUGAUUCACAAUGAUUCAGUGUUUCACGAUGAUUCACUGUUUCAAGAUGUUUCACGAUGUUUCACGAUGUUUCACGAUGAUUCACUGUGUUUCACAAUGAUUCACUGUGUUUCAAGAUGUUUCACGAUGUUUCACUGUGUGUCAAGAUGAUUCACAAUGAUUCAAUGUGUUUCACAGUGUUUCACAAUGUUUCACGAUGUUUCACUGUGUUUCAAGAUGUUUCACGAUGUUUCACUGUGUGUCAAGAUGAUUCACAAUGAUUCAAUGUGUUUCACAGUGUUUCACAAUGUUUCACUGUGUGUCAAGAUGUUUCACAAUGAUUCACUGUGUUUCACAAUGUUUCACUGUGUUUCAAGAUGAUUCACAAUGAUUCACUGUGUUUCACAGUGUUUCAAGAUGUUUCACAAUGAUUCACUGUAUCCAUGUCCUGCUGUGAAACCAGUUCUUAACAAGAAGAUUUAGAACUCCAUGGAGGUCUGACGUCUGAUUUAAGUGUUGUUUUUUUUAGUAUAAUGGAGGAAAAGGAGAACAGGUUGGCUGGUCGGGUGGAACUCGUUACCUGUCAGGUGCGUGCAGAGGGGGCGGGGCCACAGUAAAGCAGAUUACCUGACAGGUUUACUGCUGCCGGACUUUAGAUUCUGAUAAACUAGGUGAGCUCGUAAAUGUGACAUCAUUAAUCUUUAUUGAACAGUUGGGUAGGCGACAUUUGAUCCGCUUGUUUUUUAACUAUUGAUUAUUGAGAUUUAUUUAAAGUUUGAUUGGCAGCUCUGACAGGUCGUCACUCAGACUCUGAUUCUUCUUAAAUCAUCACAAAGAUCAUUAAACACUUUAUUUGAUAUUUAAUUAAUCAUUUAAUCAUUUAAAUCAAUCUAAUAAUAAUAAUCUUGUAACCAAUAGUUUCUUAAUAUUUUAAUCAGCAUGACGACAGAGUGAUGUUUUCAUUUCAAAGUAGAAUAAAUCUCUUUCAGGAUAUUUUCUAAUAUAAAUAUUGGGUCAACAAUAUUCGACUCUGCAGAGACAGUGUUAAUGAUUAUUAGCUGCUUUAUUGAUAAUGAGUCAGCUCAAUAAAAGCUGAUCACAGAUCAGAUUCAGAGUCUCGGAGGACAACAGUCAGUUUGUGACUUCAGAUUUAACCAAACAGACCUGACGUCUGCUGCAGGUGUACUAACUCAGGUGAGUCUGGUUCUUUUUCUUCCCUGAAGGUCCGAUCACGUCUGAUGUUUUUUUUCUAAUUUGAACUUGUUUGAAUAUUUCAUUCUUUAGAAAGUGAUUACUUUUCAGACUAUUGAUUAUAGAAACACUAAUGAGGUUGGUGUCUGUUGGAGUGGAAAUAAAUCUGGGUUAAAGGACGACAUCACAGAACAUUCGGGUUCAGAUGAACUCUGGAACCGGGUUCCUUUCUGUAUUGGUUCUGUUCAUUCUGGACUGAACAAGUCAGAACACGUUCCUGAUCCACAGUCCUCCUCCUGUGGACCAGUAUAGUCUAAAGAUUAAGUUUAUCUGAUAUUAAUCUGAAAUUAUCUAUCAGAUUAAUCUGACAUUCUAACGUUAAUCUAAGGUUAAUCUGAAGUUAUUGUGAAGAUAAUCUGACAUUAAUCUGAGGUAAGGGUGUACACCUGCAGCAGCCUGAUGUGCAUUGCUUUGUGGGUAAAAGUGGAUCCUGUACGGAACAGGGAUCCAGAGAAGAGGUCUUAGUGUAGUGGUGAUGGUGAUGUGAGACCGUUUAUCGAUUACCUGCAGGCAACCACGAGCAGACACGCUAAGUGGGGAGAACAGUAGCUUGUCCAAACAUCUAGUUCAGCUGUUGAGACUACAGAUCUCAGUUUAUGGAGAUUUAUCUGAUAGUGUUUAGACAGUUUAGGAGCCCAGAUAAUCCAGAGGCAUCCCUGGGUUCGAAAGAAAGACUUGGAUGUCGUUGGCAUAUCUACGAUCUGUUCGAACGGCAGCAGACAUAAAGAGAAUAACAGGGGCCCCAGGACCGAGCCCUGGGGGACACCACAGGAAACAGACUCAGACAUCAUGUCUCCAAUAGAGACAGGAUGUAAACCAGUCUAAUCCUGAGGCCCCCAGGCCACCUCUUAUCAGGAGACGAUGGUCUGUUGUCUGAAACGUAGAGCUGAGGUCUGGAAGUACCAGCACAGAGUACUCACCUGCAUCAGAGAACAUUAGUGGUCGUUAGAGACCAGAGCCGUCUCAGUACAAGGCUGUAAACCCUGACAGAAAGCGUGCUUGGAACAGGAAGGGAAUCCUCCUGUAGAGAACAGGUGACGACAGCGAGGCCAGAGAAAGGCAACACUUUAUAAAAUAAGAUGGUCCUACAUCCUGAGGGCUAAAGGAGAGCUCCGACAGACAUCAGCUCACCAACAGAGAAGGUAAAGAACAUUGUAACACUUUAUGUGGAUGGUCCGCCUGCAGCUGUCAGGAUGAAACGCCUGUCGUCUCUGGAGCUUCUCCUCAGCUGCGUGUCCUCUCUUCUUCUGGUCUGUUGUGUCGGACUGAUCGUGGUUUCCUGGAUCAGCCUGAAGCCUGAAGAUGGCGAGGAGCCAGCGGUGCUGACGGCUCGGAUGGUGAUCACGCAGGGAGCCGUUUUCUCCGAAGAGCUGAACAACUCCAGCAGUCUGCUCUUUAAAGCUCUGGCCUUCGACGUCCAAACCCUGGUGUCUGAGGCAUUCAGUCACAGCGAGCUCAGACGUCUCUUCAAGUCCUGUCAGGUUUUAUACUUCAGUCGGGGCAGUGUGGCGGUGACCUUUGACCUCUGGUUCAAUCAGAUGAUUGAUGUGAAGGAGGCGGAGCAGCAGCUGGCGGCGGGGCUUCAGGAAGUCGGGUCUACGGGAUUGGUGAUCGACAGAAGCCGCAUCCAGAUUACAGAGAAAGAAGACAAGACGACGGCUUCACCGACGAUCGUCACACCUACAGCAGUAACGUGUCCUCCCCAUCACGCUUCGUGUGCUGAUGAAUCGACGUGUGUUCUGAUCGAUCGGUUCUGUGACGGAGUGGACGACUGUCCUGACGGCUCUGAUGAGGACGCUGCUCGCUGUGCGACAGCGUGUGACGGACAGUUUGUGCUGACCGGGCCGAGCGGGUCGUUCAGUUCAUCAGGUGACUCGGAGACGUACGACAGCAGCAGCUUCUGCCGCUGGAUCAUCAGGGUGGACAGAGGCCUUUCUGUUCAGAUCAGCUUCCAGCAGUUUGAAACAGAAGAAAACAUCGACAUGCUGAGGCUCUAUGAAGGAGUCGGGGAGGACAAACACCUGGCAGCUGAGCUCUCAGGCUCCGCCCCUCCCGGGACUGUGUGGCUGCUGACCGACCAAUCAACGGUGGAGUUUACUUCUGAUGAGGUCAACAACCUGUCAGGAUUCAACGCCACCUACAGCGCCGCCAACACCUCCACCCUCUCAGACCAGCAGAAGCUGAGCUGCUCCUUUGAGCAGGGCAUGUGUUUCUGGAGGCAGCAGCAGGACGAUGAUGGAGAUUGGAUUCGAACCAGGGGCCCCACGUUUCCUCCGCUGACCGGCCCGAGUGUUGACCACACGCUCGCCGACGGCUCAGGUUUCUACAUCGUCACUCCUCUGAGUCCCAGCCAAUUUCUGAAGAGAUUCAGGAUCUACAGCCUCCCUCUGACUGCGCCCACACAUCCCAUGUGCCUGAGCUUCUGGUACCACAUGUUUGGAGAAGAUGUCGACCAUCUCAGAGUCCUGCUGCUGUCCGAAGCCGCCGCUACUGUGGCGUUCCAGAGAGACGGUAACUAUGGCGACAACUGGAACUACGGCCAGGUGACCCUAGACAUGACCACGAAGACCACGGUGGUGUUUGAAGCUCUGAAAAAAGGAGGGAUGCUGAACGACAUCGCUUUGGAUGACAUCACACUUACCUCUGAUGCCUGUGGCCCCGCCCCCCCUGAACCAACCAAUGUCCCGCCUCCACCAACCCCUCCCCCCAUGCCAGCUGACUGCGGAGGACCCUUUGACCUCUGGGAGCCAAACUCCACCUUCAGCUCGCCAAAUUACCCGCAAUCCUAUGGCAACAAGGCUACGUGUCUGUGGACUCUUCAUGCCAGCGAAGGUCAGAACAUCCAGCUACACUUCCUGGACUUUGAAGUUGAAUCGACCUAUGAUGUCGUGGAGGUGCGGGACGGGGCGGGGUCAAAGUCCACCUUACUAGCUGUCCUCACUGGCAGGGAUGGCCCCGCCCACGACCUCUUCUCAACAACCAAUCAGGUGACAGUGUGGUUCUUUACAGACGAAUCGGGUCACGGCCGAGGAUUCAGUGCCAACUUCACCUCCGGGGUCAACCUGGGGUCCCCAGCUCCGUGUGCGGUCGGUCAGUUCCAGUGUCAGACAGGAAGAUGUAUUCGUGGUGACUAUCAGUGUGACAGCGUGGUCGACUGUCCCAACGCCUCUGAUGAAGCUGGCUGCGUUGUGCUGCAGGUGAACGGUUCCAGUCGGCUUCAGUUUCAGCUCAUCUCCUCUCUGUACACUGUGUGUGCUGACAACUGGAACUUUCACCUGUCUGACUUCACCUGUCAGUACCUGGGAUACAGGUCCGGGGAGGCCACACUGCUGCCGGCUCUGCCUCAGGAUUCCCCGUUUACAACGGUCACAGUCACCAGCGAUGGAAAACUGGAUACCAGGAUCAGUGAAACAUGCAGCAGUGAGAAAGUGAUUUCACUGAAGUGUGACAACCAACCUUGUGGCGUUCGACAGAUCACCAACAACACGAGGGAGACCAACCAAUCAGCAGAGAGGAUACCUGGUCAAGGUGUGGUUAGAGUGGUGGGCGGGGUUGACACGGUGAAGGGGGCGUGGCCAUGGAUUGUGUCUUUGCAUUGGAGGGGGCGUCAUGUCUGUGGAGCCUCAUUGAUUGGCAGAGAUUGGCUGCUGACCGCUGCACACUGCGUCUACGGGAAGAACGUCCACCUGAUGUCGUGGUCGGCUGUUUUCGGUCUUCACUCUCAAAGUGACUUAAACUCUGUGGACGUUCAGACCCGACAAGUCGAUCGCAUCGUCAUCAACAGGCAAUACAACAAACAGACCAAACAGGCCGACAUUGCCAUGAUGCACCUGCAGCAGCCAAUCAGCUUCACCGAGCUGGUGCAGCCGGUGUGUUUACCUCCUGAAGGUCAGGACGUCGCAGCAGGAACAAGAUGUUUCAUCGCAGGAUGGGGACGAGACGCUGAGCAGGGUUCUCCCACAAAUGUUCUCCAGGAGGCUGAGGUUCCGGUGCUGGUUCAGGAUCAGUGUCAGCUUCAGUUACCUGAGUACACCAUCACCUCCAGCAUGCUGUGUGCCGGAUACCCAGAGGGGGGGGUCGACUCCUGUCAGGGCGACUCUGGAGGCCCACUGAUGUGUCUGGACGAUAGACACUGGACUGUGAUUGGUGUGACAUCGUUUGGGAAAGGCUGCGGGCGUCCUCAGAGACCUGGAGUCUACGCCCGGGUUUCUGCCUUCACCUCCUGGAUCGCUCAGACCAGACGCUCCUCCUCCUCCUCCUCCUCCAACUUUAAUCCGUAGAGUGAUGAGAUGACCCCCCCCCCCCCCCCCCCCGUAUUAACCAGACCCACCUGAGCUUUUCUUAAGUCAGCUUUGUCCACAACAGCAAUUUCAAACUCUGUUUCCCAACGUAAUGAACAUAAGUCACAUGACACAACACAAAGGAGGUCAACCAGUCGACAUCCAUGAAGCCGCUGACCUCCCUCCCCUGUGAAGGUUAGGCUAAGGGGCUUUAACUCGCUAGCUACACACUUUAGCUAGCUAACGCUAAUGCUAAUACGUAACUUAUGUAGGAUGCACAACUUACGUAACAUAAUUAAAAACCUUAAUCGAUCUUGUUUCACACGGGAACCGAAUGCCGGCCUCCUGAGUGAAAGUCCAGUUUUGACCCGUCCAACCUCCUUAUACAGACACGUCACCUGACAUCCUCUGCAGCUGCUGUUGUACGCCACUAGAGGGCGGAGCCACAGGAAACGUAAUUAUGGGUUGUAGCAACGCGGUUGUACAAAUAUCUGAGUGUUUCUCUGGUGAGGACGAGAGACACUGAGAGACACUGAGAGAGAGAGCAACCUGUUGCUCAACGCCCGCAGAACCAAGGAGGCGACAACACUCCUGUCUGCAUCAGUGGAGCUGAGGAGGAGCAGGAGGAGGAGCAGGAGGAGGAGCUGAGGAGGAGCUGAGGAGGAGCUGAGGAGGAGCUGAGGAGGAGCUGAGGAGGAGCUGAGGAGGAACAGGUGAACCAGAGGUGAAUCAGCUCCAGAGAACCCCACAUGGACGUCUCACAUCUCCAUGCUGCUGAUCUCAGAUCAGCUGAUCUGACACACUGACAGGAGUCGGGUGGAUGUUUUUGGUUUUGUCCUGAUAAUAAAUCACAUGUUCAAUGAUUUACAGAACGGUUUAUCAAAAUAAAGUUUUUUCCUGGAUUUAAUAAAAAAUGUACGACUCGUGUGUUUUCGUCAUAUUGCAGAUAAAUGCCUCCUGAUGGGAUAGAAGAUAUUUUAAUACAUUCUGUAACGUGUGAGGUCCUAAAGGACAGAACCCGCCCAGCCUGUCCGCCCUGCUGCAUUCUGGGAAGAGAUGGCACCUCCAGAGCAGAGCCCUGUAGAGAGGGAGUUCAGUCCAAAAUCCCCGAAGUCCUGGACAGGCAAAACGGUGAUUUUAAGUGAUUUCUGGUCAUUUCUACAAUAAAUGCGUUGAUGCACGGCGUUCGUACGGCACACUGAGGCGUGAGACAUUUGUUUGACAGCUCCAGUGUCCCACCUUGUUGGCAUGUUUUUGGCUAACCUCACAUUGGAAAGUGUUCCUCUUGAAAACACAAUGUUUUAAAACAGUCCUUCGGUAAUCCGGGUUAAUUGAUCUGAACGACUAAUGUGAUCUUCGGGUGACGAGCAUUUACUCAUUUAGCUGACGCCUUCAUCCAAACUGCAGCUGCUGUGCACGUCAGAGGUCGCACGCCUCUGGAGCAGCGAGCGGUAAGUGUCUCGCGCAGGGACACAGUGGAGAUUGAACCCACCAAAGGCAUGCGUCUUGUCCACUGCACCAUCGCCCCCCGUAUUCAUCAGUGAAUAAACUCAGCGUGUUUAGUGGUUUGUGAUCUGCGUCAGUCUACAGCAGACGCUGAGAAAGGAGGAUGAACGUUUCCCAGCUGAGGAGGAAGAAAUGGCCGACUCAGGUCAACAGGAGCCAAAAAUACGUGAGGUACUUUUUCCACAAUGAAAGACCACAUCGCCGGCUUAAUGUCUGGUUUAUUGAAAACAUCCCUGCAGAUCAUCUUCAGGCUCCUCUGACCCCCCUGUGAUUCUGAGAGAGGGUCAGACAGGUCAGGGUGAAGAUGCUGGUUGGCUGACGGGCGUCCAGAGUCUAAAUAACAUCUAACUUACAAACCACAGCGACUGGGGGGGCGUCUUACCCCAAACAUACUAAUCUAGCAUUUUACUACUUUAACCAAAAACUAUAAAAAUCUUACUUAUCUUCAGGCUCCCCGUGAUGUAAAUAUUCAUUUAGAUAUAAACUGAACACAAUGAAAAAAUUACAGCUUAUUUUAAAUGACCCCAAAAAAAUGGCUUUGAUCAAAUAACUUCAAACAUUGAGAGGAAGUUUUAGUUCAGUGGGGGGGUGACCCCAUGUUAGCCUGCGCGAUUUAUUGAUUUUUAUUGUUUCUUUAUCUAUAUGAGUGACGUCAGAUCCGAUUGGAUCCAGCAGGGGGCGGAAGUGAUCCGGAACGGACUCAAACCACCAGAAGAAGAAGAGGAGCUAGCGUUUCUGUUUCAGUCUGGUUCUACUAACAGCUGAUGGACCGGGUCUGAGAGAGACCCGGACCCAGAGCGGAGCCGGGUCAGCGCUAGGAACAAGGAGG
Molecule: messenger RNA, 9508 nt
Organism: Micropterus salmoides (largemouth bass)
Lineage: Eukaryota; Metazoa; Chordata; Actinopteri; Centrarchiformes; Centrarchidae
Gene: tmprss15
Product: transmembrane serine protease 15
Exons: 27
Coding region: 4087-7173 (1028 amino acids)
Biological process (GO): proteolysis
Cellular component (GO): membrane
Molecular function (GO): protein binding; serine-type endopeptidase activity
Source: RefSeq, a predicted model, not a curated record